AUGUCCAAGCAUUCUACUAUCUCAGGCAGACCAAGACCACCACGUUCCACACCAAAGAAACCUCUGAAAUCCUCACACACAGUCAAUCCUUCCUCGGAAGGUCCUUCUUUGAAGAAGCGCAAAUACAUUCCUGGUGGCCCUGGGGGAGGUGGACGAUUCAUAGAAGUUGAACCCGGGGAGAUCACGUCCCCGGAACAAAAAACAAACUCACAUCGACGACACUCCUCAAGCGCGCGCGGUCGCCCACUACGCGACAUGGACCACUCUCUCAAUGCCCCUCUUCCACCCCCUCCCGUCCCGACAACACCGCCGUCAGUGACGCGUCCGCGACGAGACAAAAGCCAGAACCGAGGCCGCUUUACCUCUUCAACGGCUGCUGCGCUUGCGCUACAACAAGGUGAUGGCUACAAGCCCCGAGAAGAGAGAGGAUGGGAAGAGUUCCAUCCUGAUUUGGACAUUGAUGGCAAACUCGCUGUCUUCACAUCCGGGGAAGUGGACACGGUCGAUCCAGCUGCCAACGCCUUGACUCUUGAAGCGUUGACUGCGAGCGCUAUGCAGGAUGGCUCAGGAAGUCCAAUGCUAGCUUCGCCUGACAUUGCCUCACCAGUUCCGUUCAAGCGUAGACCUGGGCGCCCCCCACGUCGCCCAGAAGCGAUUCUAAAUGCUCUCCUCGCGCAGCAAGGGCCAAAGGUGAUUCCACCUCCAGGUCCAAAUCCUCGAGAAAAGUUGACGCUACCCAAACCGUCAUUCAGAUUGCAAGAUCCCUUCACUUUUUACGAACAGCGGGGCGUUGGGCAACAAAACUACGUCGAUCGAACUAUGGCCAGUGUUGGAUACCAGGAAAGCGACCUGUUCCUUCGCCACGACCGACGCUUUAUUCGCAUGACAGAAGGCGCCCAAGAAGACGAUAUGGACGUGAUCCAGCCUGCUGUGGCAGAGGGCGAUGUCAAUGCGACAAGCGGUCGAGUAGAAUAUGAUAUGGACGAACAAGAUGAGAAAUGGCUUGAAGAUUACAAUACCAAGCGAAGGGAAGACCAACUCGAGCCUAUUAAACCCGCAAUUUUUGAAAUUACUAUGACCAAAAUCGAAAAAGAAUGGCACGCGCUGGAAAAGCGGAUCCCCAAACCAAAUCCUAAACCUCCACAAACACAGCGCCCUCGAUCCAGUUCUGCAGCAGCAGUCAAUGGAGAGACUGCCGGGCCCGGGGAAGAGCAAGAUAGCAAGUGUGCCAUUUGCGAUGACGGGGAUUGCGAAAACUCCAAUGCCAUUGUCUUCUGCGACGGCUGUGACCUUGCUGUCCACCAAGAGUGCUAUGGUGUUCCAUUCAUCCCAGAGGGUCAGUGGCUUUGUCGGAAAUGUCAGCUGCUAGGACGCGGCGACACAAAUUGUAUUUUCUGUCCUAACACCGAGGGCGCUUUCAAACAAACUACGUCUUCAAAGUGGGCGCACCUUUUGUGUUCUAUCUGGAUUCCUGAAGUUUCAAUCGGCAAUCCAUCUCUGAUGGAGCCCGUUACCGAUGUUGAAAAAGUACCUCGCAGUCGAUGGAAGUUGCUUUGUUAUAUAUGCAAACAGAAAAUGGGUUCCUCGAUCCAAUGCAGUAAUAAAAACUGCUUUGUUGCCUUUCACGUUUCGUGUGCGCGCCGAGCCCAGCUGUAUCUGAAAAUGAAGAUCGGCCAUGGACUUAUGGACUCGCAUCUUCUCAAAGCCUUUUGCGACAAACAUGUGCCACCUGAUUGGCGGUUGGAACAUGGCACCGAUGCUGCAACGGCGGAUGCAAUAGAAUAUUAUCGCAACACUAUGCAAAACCGAAGAUGGGGUGACAGCCAGGCGGCGGCAUUGUCGUUAGGUCCGGCACACGCUGAUGAAACAGAAGAACUUCCUCAUACUCCUCGCAUCACUUUGACUGUUGGUGGUAACAAGCGCAAACGUGCUCCACCACGAACUAUUUGGAAGCUGCCUUCAGGUGCUCCAGUCAUCCCACAGGUUUUGUUAGCCUCGAUUGUGGCAUGCCUUGGGCGAUUCACUGUUCGCGGGCGCAAGCAAUAUGCAGAAGAUGCGUGCAAAUACUGGACACUCAAGCGUGAGGCACGCCGUGGAGCUGCGUUGCUGAAGAGGCUCCAACUUCAGCUUGAGACGUUCUCCUCUAUGGAGAUGACUCGGCGAGACUAUGUAGCGAUGGGUGUCACCGGACAUAAGCGCUUGUCGCGUCGCAUUGAGUUUGGCGAGCAUCUCUACAAGGAUCUCGAUCGCUUGAGGAUGUUAUGUGAUGAAGUGAAAAAUCGCGAGAGGGAGAAGCUCAAAGAUGCUGAGAUGCUACGGAACAUUGUCGACAUGGUCUAUUUUCCAGUAUUUCCCCUGCUAUGGCCAAUAUUUGAGAAAGCUCAAGUCCUUGAUGGAAAGGGUGUAUUUGCAGCCGGGUUAUUUUCUAUUCGUAAACGCCUCGAAGAACGAUUCUACCCAUCCGUUGCAUCAUUUUCUGCUGAUUUGGCGAGUCUUUUCACUACGGAGAUUGGGGUGGGCCCCGCCGGUGAUACCGCAGAGUUACAAGCACAGAUUAGUGGUCGUGCUCCAGAACUCAGUCUAGAACAACGCGAAAAGCGAAAGCUAGCCAAACGGAUCAUCAAAUCUAUCCAGCCUGCCUUGGAAGACGCGAUUCGCAACGAAAGCGAGCUGAAUCGUAAGCCAUAUGAAAAGGAGUUGAAGGAGCUCGACGCAAUUCUUGAUCACAGUGUGAUGUCGCGCCGUGGUGAUUCUAUUGAACUUGAUGACCAUGAUCUUGAGACGAGCUCGGGCGAUGAUAUCAAGCCCGACGUUAUGGAGGGUGUUGAGGAGACAGGGAAAGUCGCAGAUACAUCCACCCUUGACCCUCAGAGUGGCGCUAAAGCUACUUUUACCAAGGAACUCGCGACUAGCGCCGAAGGAGUUCCAUUUAUAGAACAAGGACCACCCGAGAUCAAGCCAAACAUUAAUAUUGCAUAUAAGCGACACCCUACUCCAGUCUUGACUGAGGAGGAUCAACAGCUUCCUUUAGCAUUGGGCGGUAUUCAAUGGUACAUGCAACCCUUUGAUCCCAUUGGAACCACCAUCCAUGAAGAGCGUUGGACUGGUCGAGAUGUGAUGCGCGGCAUGAGUGAAGAGCUGAGUGAACUGGACGAGGAUGAACUCCAAGACCUUGUAGAUGAUGAGAACCCAUCUGCGAAUACCUCUUCUGAUAUAGGCAUGGGCCAACUACAGAAGGUCCGGCGGACUCGUCGUUUGCGAGGAUAG
Molecule: messenger RNA, 3267 nt
Organism: Penicillium angulare
Lineage: Eukaryota; Fungi; Ascomycota; Eurotiomycetes; Eurotiales; Aspergillaceae
Product: putative PHD finger domain protein
Exons: 2
Coding region: 1-3267 (1088 amino acids)
Biological process (GO): regulation of transcription by RNA polymerase II
Source: RefSeq, a predicted model, not a curated record